AUGCCCUGUUGUAAGCGUACCGAGGUCCGCAGGGUGUGCCGGCCGAUGCCGUCGCUCCUUGCCAGGCUCAACUGUACGCCGUGCAACCGCGUCCUGUUCUUCGUCAUCGGGGUGGGACUGGGCGUGCUCUUCGUGCGCAACAAGGACGACAAGUCGGGCGGCAAAAAGAAGGACGAAGGCAAGGCCAAGAAGUAGGACUGACCGAUCUGCCAUGCCCGGCGGUAUUAGCAAUCAUCCAAGCCUGGCACUAGCCAAGUGAACCUGGACUCAUCACCCAUGAAGUAACCCAUCCGCUUGCAGCGUUAGCCAGGGAAGACAAAAUGCCAUUCGAUAAGUUUGUCCGCCGAUGAAUGGAAUGGAGAGGAAAUUUCUCAGUCGAUAAAUUUAUCUAAGGAGCAAUUUGUCAAUCGAACAAUUAACUGCUACAUUUAAAACAGGUUUAUUCGAUUGAUCUAUUCUCUAUUAUUCUAUAUUCCUCUGUUCAAAAUGCUAUAAAAUUGGUGCUGUAAAAGA
This is a messenger RNA of Drosophila simulans, 513 nucleotides long. RefSeq lists its product as uncharacterized. Lineage: Eukaryota; Metazoa; Arthropoda; Insecta; Diptera; Drosophilidae. The record is from RefSeq and is a predicted model, not a curated record. The transcript has a single exon. Bases 1 to 195 code for a protein of 64 amino acids.